GAACCGCUUGUAUGCUAUUGUUUCCCGUGGAUUGCCACGAACUUCCAUAGCUCUUGCUGUCCAUCACGGAUAGCUUAGCUCAUGCCUAUAUAUGACGGACAAACUGAACAGGAUGAAUUAACUUCAAUUCAAAGCUAGAACACAACACAAACACAUCGCAAAAGUAAACAAAAAAAAAUUACUACUCAAACAUGUCGCAGUUUGUGGCGACGUUCGAGUACUGCAGCCUGGCCGUGUCGGUGUCGUCUCUCCUGAUCAGGUUCGUCCUCCACCCGCUCGUCAGGGACGCCAUCAUCCUCGUCAUGUCCAGAGCUGGCGCGAGCUCCCUCUCCUGCGCCCUCCUCGGCCUCCUCGCGCACGACGACAGCGCCCUCUUCGCCGCCGACGAUCGCUGCGCCGGCGCCGUAGCCGUCGUCGAGCCACCGCCUCCGCUGAGGCGGGAAUGCGAGCUGUGCGCUCGUAGGGGCGGCGCCGGGCUGUCGCGCCACGACGUCGCGGCGGUCGUGGCGAGCCUCGGCAUGGUCGCCGCCGGCGAAGAUGACGACGACGACGACGAGGCGUGCGGCGUGUGCGAGGCGGUGGCGGCGGUGGAGGAGAUGGCGGAGGGGAAGGUGGCCGGGGAGGGCGAGCUGCGGGAGGCGUUCUACGUGUUCGAUCGCGACGAGGACGGGUACGUGAGCGCGGCGGAGCUGUGGAACGUGAUGCGGAGGCUGGGCAUUGAGGAGGGCGCGCGGUACGGCGACUGCGUCAGGAUGAUCGCGGCGUACGACGGCGACGGCGAUGGCCGGAUCAGCUUCCAGGAGUUCAGAGCCAUGAUGGAGAACGCGGUUUAGACGUACUUGACGGUCCGGAGUUCAUACCUCCUACUACUACAUUGUAUUUAGAGAUUUAACGGAUACUAUUUCAGCGUUCCAGAUGGUAAAAUGUUUAAUUACGACAAGUUUUGUUGAAUUAAGCUCGGAUAUGAAAAAGAAAAAAAAAUCAAACGUGGCUUAAUUACAGUAUGUCCUGUUGUUUUGCUUUUGUCA
Molecule: messenger RNA, 1028 nt
Organism: Oryza sativa Japonica Group (Japanese rice)
Lineage: Eukaryota; Viridiplantae; Streptophyta; Magnoliopsida; Poales; Poaceae
Product: calmodulin-like protein 2
Molecular function (GO): calcium ion binding
Source: RefSeq, a predicted model, not a curated record